Benincasa hispida (wax gourd) is the source of this 1959-nucleotide messenger RNA. RefSeq names its product cytochrome P450 CYP82D47-like. Gene Ontology annotation, molecular function: oxidoreductase activity, acting on paired donors, with incorporation or reduction of molecular oxygen; heme binding; iron ion binding. The record is from RefSeq and is a predicted model, not a curated record. NCBI's taxonomy places the organism in Eukaryota, Viridiplantae, Streptophyta, Magnoliopsida, Cucurbitales, Cucurbitaceae.
UUCAAGGCUAUUACGUAUGCCACGUCUACUCUUUUCGUUUCCAUUCAUAUUUUUUUUUUCACAAAGAACGACAGUAUUGCAUUCUAGUGGAGAAGAGGAUCACUCCUAUAAACAGUGACUACGUUGCUUUAUCAUCAUCAUUAUCCAUCCCUCUUUCGUCGAAUUGAUCAUAUGGAACUUCCCGUUGAAACGAUCAGCUUUGUAGCUGUUCUCUUCCUCUUGCUUCUCUCCUCGUUCUUUCUUUUCAAAAGAGCUACUGCCCAUAAACGCAAAGAACCUCCAGAAGUAACCGGCGGAUGGCCAAUAAUCGGCCAUCUACAGCUUCUCAAAGCCAAUAACUCACAACUCCCACAUGAAACCUUAGGAUCAUUGGCCGACAAAUAUGGACCAAUAUUCCGCAUCCGAAUCGGCGCCCAACCAACUCUCAUUAUUAGCAGUUCAGAAUUAGCUAAACAAUGUCACACCACUCUUGAUUCAAUUGUCUCCUCUCGCCCCAAAAAUGUUGGAGGAAAGCUGUUGGGCUACAACUAUGCAGCGUUUGGCACCCGGGCUUACGAUUCCUUUUAUCGUAGUAUGCGUAAAAUCGUAGUCUCCGAAGUGCUUUCGAAUCGCUGUUUGGAGUUACAGAGAGAUGUUAAAGUUUGUGAGGUGACGAAAUCGUUGAAGGAGGUUUAUAGUCAGUGGAUAAAGAGAGAGGAAGGGUCAGACUAUGUAUUGGUUGAUGUGGAAGAGUUUAUUGGGAAUAUUAAUUUGAAAGUGGUUUUGAUGAUGGUUUGUGGGAAGCGGUUUCUUGGUGGUUGUGGUGAGGAUGAGGAGAUGAAACGGUGUCGUAAAGUGAUGAGAGAUAUUUUGGAUUUGAUGGGGAAGUUUGUGGUGGGAGAUUCUAUUCCUUUCUUGAGAUGGUUGGAUGUGGGUGGAUAUGAGAAAGCUAUGAAGAUUACUUCAAAAAAAUUCGAUUCCCUUUUGGAGGAAUGGCUGGAAGAUCACCGUCGGAGGAGAAACUCCGGCCCCGUCGACGGUGAACAUGAGGACUUCAUGGGUCUAAUGCUUUCUAAUCUCAAAGGGAUGGAUCUUGCUGGGUAUGAUGCCGAUACAGUCAACAAAGCUACUUGUAUGAGCAUUAUCACUGGGGGAAUUGAUACUGUAACGGUAACUCUGGCAUGGGCCAUCUCAUUACUGCUCAACAAUAGGGAGGUACUAAGAAGGGCACAAGAGGAGCUAGACAUCCAUGUAGGAAACAAGAGGCUAGUGGAUGAAUCAGACAUAAGCAAGCUAGUGUAUCUCCAAGCUGUGGUGAAUGAGACAUUAAGGUUGUACCCACCCGGACCGUUGUCGGGUGUACGAGUGUUCAGUCAGGACUGCACAGUCGGAGGCUACGACGUCGUGGCUGGCACGCACCUCAUUACAAACCUUUGGAAGAUACAGACGAACCCUCAGGUGUGGGCAGAGCCUUUGGAGUUUAAGCCUGAGAGGUUUCUAAGUAGAAACAAACAGCUGGAUGUGAAAGGGCAAAGCUUUGAAUUUGUCCCAUUUGGUUGUGGAAGAAGAGCUUGCCCUGGAAUGAACCUUGGGAUUCAGAUGACACAAUUGAUGUUAGCAAGUCUAGUUCAUUCGUUGGAACUUAGAACUUGUUGUGAUGAACCAGUGGACAUGGCUGCUGGGUUUGGUCUCACAAUGUAUAGAGCCAACCCCCUUCAAGUUCUUGUCAAGCCGCGUCUCCUUGCUAGUGCUUAUGCAUGAAGCGACUUGACUGUAAUGUGAUGAGUGGAAGCCCAAAAUAUUAAGCUAUUUUUUGGAAAGGAAAAAAAGAAGUCGUAUUUAUAGAACCUAUUAAAUAGUUAACAAACAAAUUUGGGUUGUUCUAGGUAAGAAUUGUUUUGCUAUAUUAUUUGUAGAAAAGAUAAAAGUGGCGGCUAGAUUUGCAAUAUUAUACUAAAUUUGGAGUUGCUUUUAGCACAA